AUGACGAGCUUCGCUAAAGCCUCCUUCGAUGUCGCGGGGUACCUUGCCUGUCGACCCACAUACCCACCUCGCCUAUUUGAUACCAUAUGCAAGUAUCAUGCGCUGAACGGCGGUCGCUUUGAGCGAGCUCUAGAUGUAGGCUGUGGACCUGGCUUCGUCGCCCUCGCUCUAGCACCUCAAUUCCGCAAUGUCAAGGCUAUCGACCCAGCCAAGAAGAUGGUCGAUAUUGGCCUUCAGCCCAAAGAUGCCAGCUUGCCUCGCAUCGACUACGGCGUCGGCUCGGCCGAGGACCUCGGUGCUGCAGGAAUCGGUCAGGGCAGGGACGGCGUGGACCUGGUCGUUGCCGGACAAGCUGCACACUGGUUUGACUACCCCAAGGUGUGGAGGGAGUUCUCGAAGAGCGUCAGGCCGGGCGGUACCGUUGCUUUCAUCGGCUACGCCGAGAUGGUCUUUCCUCGUCUACCUCACCUGAGCCGGCUCAUCGCACACCACUCCCGCUCCCCCGAAGCUCUCGGCAACUACUGGCAGCCCGGCCGGCGGAUCGUCGAGGCUCAUCUCGACCCCGUACCCUUCCCUAUCACCCCUAGUCCAUCCCAAACAAUAACAGACCACCUCCCUCCACUCGAAGCAACCUUCGCUCAUCCCAAGAUCUCGAGUAUCGCGGAGAAGGAGCUACCCAAUCAAGGGGACGACUUUGACUUUUCGGCCUGGGACCCAGCGACGGCCAUCCGGCUCAGGGCGGACGUCUCGGCCGAGGGCAAGGAGGAAGAAUGGCUCAUGAAGAAGACCUUCACCAAGUCGCAGCUGGAGGGGUACUUUCGGACCUGGUCGGCUCUCCACUCGUACCAUGAGGAACAUCCCGAUGAUCUGGCCAAGAAGGGCAAGGAGGGGGACAUUGUGGAUAGGGUGGUCAAGGAGAUUUGGGCGGGUGUUGGGGAGGACACGAAGGAGAUAGAGGCUGGCUGGCCAUUGAUACUGAUGAUGAUCAAGAAGAAGGGCGAACAGUAG
This is a messenger RNA of Dioszegia hungarica, 1008 nucleotides long. Its product is annotated as putative Trans-aconitate 3-methyltransferase. Lineage: Eukaryota; Fungi; Basidiomycota; Tremellomycetes; Tremellales; Bulleribasidiaceae. The record is from RefSeq and is a predicted model, not a curated record. The coding region runs from base 1 to 1008 and encodes 335 amino acids. Gene Ontology annotation, molecular function: S-adenosylmethionine-dependent methyltransferase activity. The transcript is spliced from 4 exons.